ACUCGAGAAGUUGACAGUCUCUGCUCAAUCAUCAUAAGUUUAAUACAAUGAGUGCUUCUACCUAAAUAAAGAUAAUGACAGUCACGUUCCUCAGCCUGUGUUUUGUACUUCUCAUCGUGGGGUUGUUACUACUGAUAUUUUGUUUUUACGCAAGAUACAAGCUAAACUACUGGAACCGGCGAGGUGUCGAGCAAUUGCCAAACGCUGACCUAGUGUUUGGCCACGUUAAGGACGCCAUGCUCUUCCGCACUGCCCCAGGAUGGCACAUGGGUGUACUCCACAACUCCACCAUCAAUAAGGAUGCGCCUUUUGUUGGAUUUUACGUCUUCCACAAGCCAUGUCUGCUACUUCGUGAUCCCAAGAUUAUUAAAAAUAUUAUGAUAAGAAGUUUUGAAAACUUCUCAGACCGGCAUUUUGGAGGUAGUCAACAGAAGGACAGUAUGGGCAUGACCAAUCUAUUCGGUCUUAAGAAUCCAGCCUGGAAGUAUUUAAGGUCUAAAUUGACCCCAACACUCAAUGGCAGCAGAUUAAAGCAAAUGCUGCCUCUGUUGAUACAAAAUGCUGAAACUAUGAUGAAAUAUUUGGAGGAGCAAAGUAAGAAUUUAAAUAAACAUAUGAUGAUUGAUGCACAGAAACUGAGUUACUAUUACACCACCGAUGCUACUGCCAACGUGGCUCUUGGUAUAUCCAUGGACUCUUUUAAUAAUCCUAACGAGAUUACGGAAUUUGGCAAUGUCUUGUUCUAUGGAUUAAAAAGAAAGAUUGCUGUAUUAAAUUUGCUUUACGUACCAGAAUUGUUAACUUUCAUUGGAUUUUGCGUUCUGUCAAGCAGAUCGUUAAUAAGGAAAUAUUUAUGGAAUAGUAUCAAAAAUCGUGCAGAAACUAGCAAUAAAAGAGGCGACUUUAUUGACGCAGUUAUCGAUCUAAAAAACGGCAAACAAGAUCCUAUAUACAACAUGAAAGGUGACAAUUUGGUGAAUCUAAUAGGUACUUUUUACGCUGGCUUCGAAACAGGUUCUAACUGCGUUUCUUUUGCGCUUAUGAAGCUGGCAUCUCACCCUGAGUAUCAAGACAAGGCACGUGAGGACAUAGAACGUGCAAUCAAGGAGCACGGCUUGACCUACAGUGGAUUUAACGACAUGAAAUACUUAGAUCAGUGUAUAUACGAAACUAUAAGAAUAUAUCCACCUGUGCCAACUGUUGAUCGCCGAACCAAAGAAGACUACAAGAUUCCUGGUACUGGUGUUACCAUACAAAAAGGAACUCCGAUUUUCGUCUCACUCUAUGGCAUGCAUUUGGAUCCACGAUUCUUUAAGCAACCGGAGAUUUACGAUCCAAGCAGAUUCGCUGGUGGCCAAACAGUAUCUGAUGCUUUCCUUCCAUUUGGAUUAGGUCCCAGAAUGUGUCCCGGUGUGAAGCUAGGCAUGCUUUACUCCAAAGUAAUUUUGGCAAUGAUUUUACGAGAAUACAUCGUCACACAGAAUCCAGGACAAAAAGUAGUCUUAGAUUCUCGAUCUACACUGACAGUGGCAGCAGGAUCAAUAACUCUGCAAUUCAAAAAAAUUUAUUAAGACUACUUGAUUCAAUCUACUCAAGUGCUGUAGAUUAAACACAAAUUGUACCAGAAGUAGAUAAUAUUUCCGUUAAAUAGAACUUUGUUUUUAAUUUAAUGUCAAUAUCUAAAGAAACUUGAUCAAGUGU
Molecule: messenger RNA, 1701 nt
Organism: Copidosoma floridanum
Lineage: Eukaryota; Metazoa; Arthropoda; Insecta; Hymenoptera; Encyrtidae
Product: cytochrome P450 6k1-like
Molecular function (GO): iron ion binding; heme binding; oxidoreductase activity, acting on paired donors, with incorporation or reduction of molecular oxygen
Source: RefSeq, a predicted model, not a curated record